AUGGAUGAGAUUCAUCAAGAAGAAGACGAAUAUGAGCCUAGCCAUCACCAAUUGCAAUCUGAUAAUGAAGAGCGCGUUGAUCGUCAAGGAGGAGAAAAUGAGACGCCUAACAAAUGCAGAAGCCCUAUGAGUAUUAUUAAGGAGUGGGUUCCUGUAUGUGAAGAGGAUUUGAAACCAAAAGAAGGUAUGGAGUUUGACAACCUGGAGGAAUGUGAAAAAUUCUACAAAAAAUAUGCUCAUCAAGUCGGUUUUAGUGUCCGUAAAUCAUCUACUAAAAGGGAUAAAAAAACUGGAUUGUUGAAGUAUAAAACUUGUGUUUGCGCAAAAGAGGGUUUUAGAGAAGCUAAAUACGCAGGUAAGCAAAAAGUAAGAAAUGUGAAAUUGAGUAGGGAAGGUUGUGAGGCUCUGGUUAGGUUUAAACGAACGUCGGAGGGUAAAUAUGUAGUGUACAAAUUUCAUGAAGGUCAUACUCAUUUACUUGCAACCCCUAGAAAGUGUCACAUGCUAAAAUCUAAUAGGGAAAUUACUAAUGUUCAUAGAUGCUUGUAUAAGGCAUUUGCUCGUGCCAAUGUUGGUGCAAGUAGGGCGCAUCGUUACAUAAAGGAACAAGUGGGUGGGUAUCAAAAUGUUGGAUGUAGUAAGCAAGAUUUGAAAAACUUUCAAAGAGACUUGAGCCUUCAUAUUAAAGAUUAUGAUGUUGACAUGUUUAUUGAGAAUUUUAAGAAAAAACAAAAAAUCGAUCCUUCAUUUUAUUUUGCAUAUGAGAUAAGCAAGGCCACACGUCAACUGAGACAUGUAUUUUGGGCAGAUGGCAUUUCUAGAAAGAAUUAUGCAUUAUAUGGAGAUGUUGUGUCAUUUGAUACUACUUAUGACACUAACAGAUAUAAGAUGAUCUUUGCUCCAUUUACUGGUCUUGAUAACCACAGACUUUGUAUUACGUUUGGAGCAGCAUUUUUGGGGGAUGAGAAAGCUGAAUCAUUUUCUUGGUUGUUUGAAAAGUUCUUAGAUGCAAUGGACGGUCACAAACCUGUUUGCAUCAUCACUGAUCAAGAUCCUGCAAUGAAAGUAGCCAUCAAAAAUGUUUUUGACACGUCUACUCAUAGGUUUUGCAUAUGGCAUAUAAUGAGAAAACUUUCAGAAAAGGUGGGAAGCACUUUGAGUAGUAACGAAGUUUUUAUGAACCAAUUUAAGUCCUGUGUGUAUAAUUCAGAGACAAAGGAGGAAUUUGAAUCAUCGUGGAAAUCAGUUGUCAAUGAAUUUAAGUUACAAACUAAUGAUUGGCUUUCUCAGAUGUUUUCGAUUAGGGACUUGUGGAUACCAGCUUAUUUCAGAGAUGUUUUCUUAGGAGCUGUGUUACGGACAACGUCGAGGUCUGAAAGUGAGAAUAUAUAUAUGUACUAA
Spinacia oleracea (spinach) is the source of this 1401-nucleotide messenger RNA. Its product is annotated as protein FAR1-RELATED SEQUENCE 5-like. The record is from RefSeq and is a predicted model, not a curated record. Bases 1 to 1401 code for a protein of 466 amino acids. Lineage: Eukaryota; Viridiplantae; Streptophyta; Magnoliopsida; Caryophyllales; Amaranthaceae. The transcript has a single exon.